UGCGAAGACAUCCUCGAGGACCACGAUAACGAUGGCAUCCGCCGACGAGCCGCUGGACGGGAUCGAGUCGCGUUUCGCACGACGAGCAGCUGACGAGACCGAGUGGAUCCCGUUAACCCUAACGCUGGUGGAGUAUCCGCAAGGAGACAUCUUUGGGCUCCUUUUGGCUGUAAUAAGUCUAAUACCCUUCGCCAUUAUAAAUAGCUUUCUUACAUUGAUACUUUUUAGGAGGGAUUUACAUACCAUCAUAUUUUUUAUCGGAGUCAUUUUCAAUGAGUGUAUAAAUUAUGUAUUAAAAUAUACGAUUCGCCAGACGAGGCCGAUGAGGAGAGAUGGAGUGUAUAUCGAAUACGGCAUGCCGUCUACACAUGCACAAUUUAUGUGGUUCUUUGCUGCAUACGCAACACUUUUUAUAUACUUUAGGUUAAAUUACAACUGUACGAUUCUCGAGAGAUUUUUGCGGACAAUAGUAGCGAUAGGAUGCAUCUUUGCAGCUGUAUUGGUGACCUACAGCAGGGUGUAUCUGCUGUAUCACUCCAACACCCAAGUAUUCUGGGGUGCGUUAAUUGGAAUCGCACUGGGAACAGCAUGGUUCAUAAUCGUGCACACAGUCCUGACACCACUCUUUCCCAUGGUAGUCUCAUGGCGAAUUUCGGAGUUCUUGUUGCUACGCGACACGACGUUAAUCCCUAACGUUUUGUGGUUUGAGUACACGAAUAUUCGUACCGAGGCUCGGGCACGAGCGCGAAAACUAUCAGCGAUCGGUAGAUCGCAUUGACAACCAAUUACGGUCGGCCAGUAGGCCGAUAUGUCUAAUAAAAAUGCCUUGAUAAUGAACGACUCGAGACUAGUUAAACUAACUGACAUUCCUGCGAUUGACAUUCCACGUUGGAAGAUUAACGUGGAAACGUGUUCGAAAUGUAAUCCCAUUAUCAAAAAUUGUUUAAGAGCCGGUCUCACCAUCUCCGAUUAACUUGAAUUGACUAAUUAAAUUUAAAAACAACUACAAAACUUAAAAUUGAUUGUAUUAAUUUGCUUUUCUUAUUUAUUUUUUUCUAUUUUUUUCUAAAUUAAAAUGAUAUAAAAUAUACUUUAUCAAUUAAAUAAUACGUUAAAUUAAUUGAGAAAUUAGGUGAAAGAUGAUUAAUUUUUAAGUUUUGUAGCUAUUCAUAAAUUUAAUAAAUCGAUCAAGUUAGGAAAUGAUAAGACCGACAUUAAAUUUGAAUUCCAGUGCAAUUAUGGAAUCUACGAAAUGAUCGAUAUUCAGUGGUAUGAAUCGUCAUUCUCCAUCAGAGCCGGGACUAGAAUAUAGCAAGGCAUUUUCCUCAUGUAAAAAAAUUGGAGCGUGAAAAUUUGGCAAUAUAAAUUUCUAAUUAUUUCAACUCGUUACUAAUAAUCCCUAGACUUGAUUGUGUUCCUAUUAAAUUAAUACUAAUAUAUUAAAUACUAUUAAUUAUUAUUAAUUUUUUAAUUUAUUUUACAUUAUUGUUUUUCUUUGUUAGAAAGAAAAUUUAAUUUUUUUUUAUUUCGAGCGCUGAAAUGCCUAGUCCCAGUUCUGUAUAGCAUUAUCGUUAUUAUUACGACAAUAUCGUGUAUAUAUAAUACACGAUAUUGUCUAUUAAACGAUAAUUUAAGAUAUUUUUAUCGAAAAUUGAAGUAUUGGCGUCAUCGAACCUUGACGGAAGUUUAUGUCGAUUUGCGAUUGCUAAACGAACAUUAGAUCAGAUCAAAUGCGAGAUUAUCAAAUACGUUUGCGCGUUUAAUACACAAUUGUAUUUCUAACGAAAAUUACGUUUUUUUUUUUAAUUUUGCAUCUUAUUUACAAUGGUACGCUUUGUACCAACUUCCAAAAAGCACAUAUCGCGCGUGUGCUAAAUCUUCUCUCCCCAUGUAUUCUCGACACUUAAUUCAGCAAAAGAACGAGGUAAUGCGGUCAAGAUGUUCGCUUGAAUGAAGUUGGAGACUCGAAAACGAAUCGGGCAACGAUAGUCAAGAACCAUAAGAAGAAGAACCAAGCCUGUCCACAUAUAUAACUCUGAAUAAAUAUGCAAGAUCUUCAUUUAUACGUGAUGUUUCGCAACGGUUUAGUCUAAUGUAUUCAUGGAAAUUUGGAUAUUAAUUCUGAUACACGUUCAUGAGUCAUACACUGUAAAAGAUACCCAGCAAACACCGAAUAUAUUACAUAGAUGUAAUGUUAACAUACAUGUGUUGUAUUCAUGUUAUAUUCAGUUUUUACUGAAACUAGUUAUCUUAUUUUAAGGAAAUAAAAAAGAAAUAUAUAGAAUCGAUUUCACCUAACUCCAAUUAACUUAAAAAAAUUAGCUAAUUUAAUUGCCAAAUGCAAAAUUUAAAACUGAUCGUGUUUUGUUUUUCUUAUCCAUUUUCUGCAAAUUAUAACUUAUUUAUGUAAAAUAUAAUAUUGUAAAAUUAACAAUUACGUUGAUUUUAAGUUCAAAUAAUUAAAGGAUAGUUUAAUAAUGUUCAGUUUAAAGUUUUAUAAAUUUAAGUCGAUUUUUUUUUAAGUUAGUUGGAGUUGAGACCGGGACUCAUAAGCUAUUAGUUUAAUUAAAAGCGAUCAUUCGACUGGAGUACAACAGGAAGAGGGAACAUUAUGAAAAGUACUGAGCUAAUAAAAUUAUUGAUUAUAUUAGAAAUAGAGAAAAAUUAUAAUGUAGUCCAACACGUGUGUACUCCAGGCGCAAAUUUUUCCUUACCCUCAUAUUCGCGAGAUUACUGCCUGAAGAUCAUUAUAUCAGUUUUUAUUAUUUUUCCUUCCCAGAGUUAUCAAUGUGUUGGGCGUAAUAACGUUCUCAAGAAUCUUGAUUUUUCGUGCGAUGCGGCGGUUAAUUGUUAGUCAGAUAGAAGUGAUCAGAACGUGGGCGGAGUGUGUAACAUUAUAUACAGUUUAUUUUUUUUCCUACGAUAAGAGGAGAAUGUUCGAAUUUUGUUAAUGGAACUCGAUAAAGCAGCGAGCGAUGUGGUCGUGCGAUUUUGUGAAAACUUUGUAUAGAAAACGAGUCGUUUCUCGCUUUACGACUUGAAUAUACAUUUAAUAAAAUACGUAUUGUCACACGAUAA
Monomorium pharaonis (pharaoh ant) is the source of this 3078-nucleotide messenger RNA. RefSeq names its product dolichyldiphosphatase 1. Gene Ontology annotation, cellular component: endoplasmic reticulum membrane; intracellular membrane-bounded organelle. The transcript is spliced from 5 exons. The record is from RefSeq and is a predicted model, not a curated record. Gene Ontology annotation, biological process: protein N-linked glycosylation; lipid biosynthetic process. Gene Ontology annotation, molecular function: dolichyldiphosphatase activity. NCBI's taxonomy places the organism in Eukaryota, Metazoa, Arthropoda, Insecta, Hymenoptera, Formicidae. Bases 32 to 778 code for a protein of 248 amino acids.